Molecule: messenger RNA, 1753 nt
Organism: Rhipicephalus sanguineus (brown dog tick)
Lineage: Eukaryota; Metazoa; Arthropoda; Arachnida; Ixodida; Ixodidae
Product: 2-Hydroxyacid oxidase 1
Exons: 10
Coding region: 425-1606 (393 amino acids)
Molecular function (GO): oxidoreductase activity; FMN binding
Source: RefSeq, a predicted model, not a curated record
GUAUCCUGCAUCUGGGCGGGCGGUGCUUGACGGAUUCUGCCUUGCUGGAAUCGACGCGCCGGGUCCUAUUUUCUAAAGCGGCGCUCUUUCUCAACGGUCAAUUUUUGUUCACCCAUCAGACUACGUACUAAUUGCUGCCGUGGCUGCGGAACUGCAUCUAGACGUCACUGACCACGCAGAAGAGUUGUCGUGUUCCCGAGGUCCUCAUAUCGCACCUGGACUUACGGGCGGCCGCUGCGGUGGUGAAAGGACGUUCGGUGAAUCUGCUUUUUUUUCCUAACCAGAACCUGUGUGGCGACAAGGACGCCUAGAGCACCCUGCGUGGUUGAAGAACCAUGUUGCCAGUACUCCUUAAUUCGUGACUGUCAUCGCUCUCCUCCUUUUCCUCAGCCUAUUACAACUGGAGUUCAACAGCGUCAACGCAAUGCCCAGACAAGACGACCAAGACGAAACAGUGGUUACCAUAGACGACAUUGAGCGCUUGGGUGAGGCCAAUCUGGAUGAUGCCACCAGAAGCUACAUCGCCAGCGGAGCGGGCCGAGGGCAGACGCUGAAAGAAAACACCAAUGCGUUUAUGAGGCUCCGCUUCAGACCAAGGUCCCUUGUGGACGUAUCGAAGAUUCACACUGCUACUACAGUGUUAGGUCGAAAAAUAUCGUUUCCGCUAGGCUUCUCCCCUUCCGCUGCACAUAUGAUAGCACAUGAGGACGGAGAAUUUGGAACUGCAAGAGCUGCACAGGACGCGGGUACCGUGAUGGUUGUGAGCGCCAUGAGCACAGCGUCGAUCGAAGAUAUCAGAGCCAGUGCACCGGGCUGCCUUCUAUGGCAGCAGAUGUACAUCUUCAGGAACCGCUCUUUGACAGAGUCCAUGAUCAGGAGGGCGGAGCAUCAAGGCAUUGCUGCCAUAGUGGUCACCGUUGAUUCACCCGUCUAUGGACAGGCCAUAUUCAUCAACAAGAAUAUGUUCGUCCUUCCGAGAGGCCUCAGGUUUGCAAACCUGGAAGCAUCAUGGCCCGGAAGAUCAUUCACAUUCGAUCCUUCCAAGGAAGGCUCUAUAGGACACCUGCUGUCAUCAUCGGUGACGUGGGAGGAUUUCCGAUGGUUGCGUUCUAUCACGACACUUCCACUUGUGGCAAAGGGUAUCCUGACCGCUGAAUCGGCCCUCGCGGCUUACGAGAAUGGCGCGUCGGCAGUUGUGGUCUCAAACCACGGAGGAAGGCUGCUCGACGGAAACCGCGCGACGAUCGAGGUAUUGCCAGAGGUGGUUGCCGCUGUUGGUGACCGUAUGGAAAUCUACUUGGAUGGCGGCGUCCGAUCUGGAGCCGAUGCUGUGAAGGCAGUGAGCUUUGGUGCCCGGGCAGUGUUCGUCGGCAGGCCUGCGCUUUGGGGGCUCGCUUACAACGGGAAACACGGUGUGGACAAGGUGUUGGAAAUCUUCAGAAGUGAAUUCAACCACACGAUUCAGCUACUUGGAGUGCCAGAUGCCAAGAAUUUGGGCACUGACUUUGUCGUCCGUGAACCGUACUACUCACAGCCACUGCAGCCAAACGGCGCACCGAGACAUCCUUGGGGUGAUUUGUUCGAUUACAAGAUUGCCGUAAGGUAGCACUGACAAGGCGUUACGAAGUUAUCCCAUAUGUAACAUGAAAUAAUUUUUCAACUGCUUCAGCCUUUCCCAUUGCCAAUGAUACAAUAAAUGCGAAUGAAAUUUGUGUUGCUUUGGCUUUUGAUGGCCUCACCGAAUAAAACGAUG